AUCUCACCUCUCUCCUUCUCCACCACCAGCCGCCGCCACGGCCAGGCCGGCGUGGUGGUGCGCCUCCGCAGCUCAUCCAUCCACCAGCACCACCAUCACACGGCCAUCCCACCACAUCACCCAUCUCCAUCCACCAGCGUUGCAUCACCACCUCGCGCCAUCCAUCUCCCACCUCCAGCACCACCGCGCCUCAACCCCACGCUCGCGCGCCCAACCAGACGAGGCGUCUGGUGUCCUAUGCGACUCUCCCUGCCCCCUACUGAAUCUGUUGCUGCUCUUCUUGUUGCGCCCGACCUCUGAUGCUCCUUCUUCCCCUGCCUUGCUGCUGCUCUCUGCCUAACCUCCCCACGCCUCUGUUGUUCUUCUUGCCCAAACCAUGCUGUUACUCCUUAUCUGAACCUACUGUUGCUAAUGCGCUCUGCUGCUUCUUCUCCCAUGUCACUGCUGCUGCUCUUCUUUUCUUUCCCCUACUGCUGCUCCUUCUCUGAACCUCACGAUGCUGCUCCAUCUCCUAAACACUGCUGCUCCCAACUCCCUGCUGCUAUCUCUCUCUACUUCCCCUGCUACUCUUCUUCUCUAAACCUACCUGCUGCUGCUCUCUCUCUCUCUCUCUCUCUCUGAAAUUUCUGUAACUUUGAGAAGUUUAUUGUUCAGUACUUUGUAAUAUUCAGCAUUGAGAUGUUUUAUUACAUGUAAUAUUCAGAUUUGUUAAGUGUAAUAUCCUACUAUUUGGUUCAGUUUCGAAGUUCAAUAUAAAUGCUUGAUUCGUAUGUCCUUUGUCCUGACUAGUUGAUACCUUGUCACUUUGAGAAAUAUUUGACUUGUCAUACUUUGUUUAGUGAAAUAGUAUUCUUCAUAUGUGUGUGGUGUCCUAUGAUAUAUAUACAUAUGUGUGUGUUUGUAAUGUGAGUUAUAUCAAUUCUGUCGUAUAUCCAUGAUUCUUCUCUCUGUACAUGUUAGAUAAACCAAUGUGUUCUAGUCUUGUUGAUUCUCUUGUGAGAUGAUGUUCGCCUGUGUUAGUGUUCUAAUUUCUCAAGCAUAUAGAAAAUACCAAAAAGAGAGUGAGUGCAAUCUUAAUCUCCCUAUGUUGUUCUGCAUUUUCUUUGUCAUCAACCUUGUUUAGUUUAGGUUUAUUUUCUUACAUUCAUAAUCUGAAUUGUGUUACCUAGCUUUAGCCGAGCAUAGUUGCCGUCGCCUAGUCCCUGUGGAGAACACGACAUCCGUAGUUUGGGGCGUAAAAACCCCGCUAUACUUUCAAUAGAUUAUUUUGGCACCGUUGCCGGGGACUAGCGUCGAGCGAUUGUGUUAGGCUAUAGACUAGAUUUACUUUAGUUCCUUGUUCAAUUCGUCGUGUUUUUCAUUUUCAGUGUUUUUCCUCUACUUUCCCCCAUUGUUGCUUCGGCUUAUUAGGAUACUAACCUUCCAACUAGUGUUUACUGUUUAUGAGUGUGUGUAGGGAAUCAUAAAUCUUUGGUGGUUGUUCUAUAGUUACACUUGGUUAAGAUAUGGCAUUGCUUCGUGAUCUUUGGAUGCCAAGUAGUCAAUGUUAUAUCACAGGACCGGUUUGGCCAACUAUUGAGGUAGAGAAUUUUGAGAUGAAGCCUGGUCUUAUUGCUUUGGUUCAACAACAACAGUUUGGAGGACUGCCCACUGAGGAUCCUUAUGAGCACUUAUACCGAGUCAUGGAGUAUUCAGGUCCAGUCAAGUACCAUGGAGUUCCUCAAGAUGCUAUCAAGUGCAUGCUAUUCUCAUUCUCCCUCCGCGAUGAUGCUCGUGCUUGGUAUCGAUCCUUGCCAUCAAGGUCAUACAGUUGGAAUGAGAUAUCGCGAGCUUUCUUGGAUAAAUAUUUACCACUACACAAGCAGUCCACAAUUCGAGAUGCGAUCUUCAAUUUCGUUCAGCGUGAAGGCGAGAGCUUGUAUGAUGCUUGGGAGAGAUACAAAGCCUUAUUCAGGAGAUGUCCUAAUCAUGGGCUCGAGAGAUGGUUAGAGUUGCAGAUAUUCUAUAGAGGAUUGACUUCGAACACUCGAGUUUAUGUCGAUAUGGUAGCGGGUGGAGCUAUUACAAACAAGACACUUGAUGAAGCUUUUCUGCUGAUUGAGAGCAUAGCUUUCCACCAACUUCAGUGGUACAAUAAGAAGCCCACAUCUGAUUCAUUGGUUUGCUUGCAAAAAAUCACUACACCUCAACCACCAAUUCUUACACAAAAGCUCGAGCCUCUAUCUCAGUUUGACAAGGUUGAGCUUGCAUGGAUUAUAUUUGACGAUGAUGACACCAUUCUAGUGGACACACACGCUACAGAUCAUCUAGAUACUAGUGUUGGAGAUUCAGUUUUGCAUUGUGAUGAUUCUUCCAUGGAUGAGCCAGAGCUGCAGUUCGUUGCUUUUGAUAUUGAGGAGUCACCUUUAGUUGAUAUUGAUCAUGUGCUGCUAGAGCCAGAUAUGGACAAGUUCGCCUUUGAUGAUGUUAGCCGCAUUGAUUCUUCAACACUUGAGCCUGAGAUGGAGAGCUUCAUGGUUGAUUAUGGUGAGGUGGAUUCAGAUGUCAAGGAGUCAAGCUCUAUUUCACUUGUUGACACAAGUGCGGUGGAAAUUUCUACUACCACACCUCACUUGGUAUCUUCAAUUGAGGUAGUCCUGAAGCUUCUUCCCAAGUAUCUUAGGUAUGAUAUCAGCUUUCUCGACAAGAUAUGCCAUAUCAUGGAUACAGCCUAUGCACCAUGCGAUUUAUUGAUGAUAUCUAUUUAUCAUAUGCUCAAUAGAUAUGCUUAUGUGAUAGGAUACUCUAUUGAUGACAUAGAGGGCAUUGUCCCUAUCAUUUGUAUUGGCUUGGUUGUUCAGUGUGCUUUCAGGUUUAUGCUUGUGCACCAUUCAUUGCGGGCUAACCAAGUUCGAGAUGACAUUCCCUGGGAUCCUGGUGGAUUCACGGCAUGGUGAUGAGGAUAAGCAAGGAGCACACAUGAAGAGAGAAGCUGGAGCAUGCAUGAGGAAGCAAAAGGAGAGGAGUCGCAAUGCACGAGGAUGUGGGAGUGAUCGAGUGAGACCUACAUCAAAGCCCGGAAAGAAGAAGAGGAACAAGACAAGAAGCUAGAAGAGAUGAAGAAAGGACUUGGGUGAGAAGAAACAAAGUAAGCAGAGGGGCAAGUUAAAGGAGAGAGGGACCUUCUUGUGAAGGAAGAAGAAAAGGAGAAGGGCCAAUGUGCAAAUGGGCAGAUCUGAUCGAAGGGGAACAAAAUCCCUAGAGGCAUCCUUCUUUCUCCUUGGGCCUGGCAUCUCAUGUCUCUCCUUCUCCCCUUCUUCUCCACCACCAGCCGCCGCCACGGCCAGGCCGGCGUGGUGGUGCGCCUCCGCAGCCCAUCCAUCCACCAGAACCACCAUCACACGGCCAUCCCACCACAGCACCCAUCUCCAUCCACCAGCGUUGCAUCACCACCUCGCGCCAUCCAUCUCCCACCUCCAGCACCACCACGCCUCAACCCCACGCUCGUGCGCCCAACCAGACGAGGCGUCUGGUGCCCUACGCGACUCUCCCUGCCCCCUACUGAUUCUGUUGUUGCUCUUCUUGUUGCGCCCGACCUCUGCUGCUCCUUCUUCCCCUACCUUGCUGCUGCUCUCUGCCUAACCUCCCCACGCCUCUGUUGUUCUUCUUGCCCAAACCAUGCUGUUACUCCUUAUCUGAACCUACUGUUGCUACUACGCUCUGCUGCUUCUUCUCCCAUGUCACUGUUGCUGCUCUUCUUUUCUUUCCCCUACUGCUGCUCCUUCUCUGAACCUCACGAUGCUGCUCCAUCUCCUAAACGCUGCUGCUCCCAACCCCCUGCUGCUAUCUCUCUCUACUUCCCCUGCUACUCUUCUUCUCUAAACCUACCUGCUGCUGCUGCUCUCUCUCUCUCUCUCUCUCAAAUUUCUGUAACUUUGAGAAGUUUAUUGUUCAGUACUUUGUAAUAUUCAGCAUUGAGAUGUUUUAUUACAUGUAAUAUUCAGAUUUGUUAAGUGUAAUAUCCUACUGUUUGGUUCAAUUUCGAAGUUCAAUAUAAAUGCUUGAUUAGUA
This is a messenger RNA of Triticum dicoccoides, 4050 nucleotides long. RefSeq lists its product as uncharacterized. Bases 1506 to 2936 code for a protein of 476 amino acids. The transcript has 2 exons. NCBI's taxonomy places the organism in Eukaryota, Viridiplantae, Streptophyta, Magnoliopsida, Poales, Poaceae. The record is from RefSeq and is a predicted model, not a curated record.